UAAAAAUCCAUUCAAACUCAAAAACUCACUGAACUCACCGAACAAAACAGAACCGUGCGGGUGCAGCAAAAACCCAAACCCAAACCCUCCCAUCCCCAUCUCCCCAACAUCUCGCAACUCUCCCGUCUAUUCAUCAUAAGCAACACACUCAAUUACUGCUACCUCUACCUCUCCCUCAUAAUCACCAUCUACACCGCAUCACCCCACAACCCCUCACUAAUCGGAGCUCCUCGCAUCCCCCCCAAAAUUCUCCUCCUCCUCGGGAAUCUUCGCGAGAUGGCCAGGAGAUUUUUCCAAGCAUUGGGAUUAUUCCAUAAUCCGGCUCCAGCCGCCCCAGCACCCCCCGCAGAUCCAGAUGACCAAGAAGAAACCUCAGACUCAGAACCAAACGAUGGUCAUGAUCCCUCAGACCCCGACGACGACGAUGAUGAUAAUUCCUCUCACCACUCUUCUCAAAAUACACCCUCCCAUUCUUCCUCCUCGCACUCCGAUUCCCAUCCAGCAACUCCCCCCUCCCCACCCCAGAAAACCACCCUCAAGAAACGCGACAUCCGUGAAUCUGAAGAAAGACUAGCGCAUUAUUAUCAAUCGUUGCAAAAGGAACCGAAGAGUAUUAGACGGAAUAAGUGGAGAGAAGAUCCAAGGUUGGGGGGGUUGGAAAAUCAGGUUUUUGAGGGGAUUUUGGGGGUGGGUGGGUUUGGGAGUGUUUACCUCGUUCUCAACACUCUCACCCAAAAACGCUACGCUCUAAAACUCCAAUCUGAAACCACCGACCAACGUCUCUCGCGGCGCAAACGCGAAAAGCCCCCUACUCCACACACUCCACCCGAUCCCCUCUCGCACACACCCCCCAUCACCCCAUCCUCUGAAGCAACCAUCACCUCACCCACCCUAAUCACCUCCCGCAAUCUUCUCUCCAAACGCUACCGCGAAAACCGGUGUUAUCUGCAAUACAUCAAAAGCGGACAUCCAUACAUCUGCGCCCUCGACGCCUUUCUCGAUUUUACAUCGCAAUUCGGGGCCGUGGAAGAACGAGGAAUCGUGAUGUUUGCUUCUUAUUACGAGUACUGCGAUGGAGGCGAUCUCUUCCGCAUCCUCAACGGAUAUCACGAAGGACAUCGAAAAACUGACGGCGCAAAGGCAGACAGAGAAAUGGCCAAUCUCGUCAACAUAGGCCGGGCCUGGCGACACGAACCCUAUGUCCCUCUCCCUACCGUAGCAGAGCGUGUUUUCCCUCCCGAACUCUUCCUCUGGCACAUAUUUUCACAGCUCAUCUCCGCGAUUCUCUUUCUACACAACGAACAUACCGAUUACAAUACGCUUCCGGAACAUAAAAAUCGCGCCAUGAUCAUCACCAUGGAUCUCGCACCGCAGAAUGUGUUUCUGCAAUGGCCGGCUCAUGCCGUCACCCCGGAGCAGCGACGAAAUGUAUACCCCAAUAUCAAGGUUGGGGAUUUUGGGACGGCGAAUUUUCUUCCCCCCGGAGGACGCAUUCCCACCGAAGAGGGCGUUGAGACUGAGACCCCAGAUGAAGAAUUCUAUGAUGCGCGCACGGAUGUGUGGACGGUGGGGAAUAUGAUAUAUCAGUUUGCGACGCGAGUGCAAGGUGAUAAGCCGAAAGAAGAUAUUGAGGGGAUAUAUAGUGCGCAGUUGAAUAAAGUAGUUGGGGCAGCGACGGAGAAGGAUCGGGAAGAGAGGAUCGAGGAGAAGAAAUUAGGAAGGCUUCUGCAAAUGGGGUAUGAGAAAAGGAUUCCGCAUAUGUUUAAGAGUCUUCCCGAUUGGGCCAUCUCCCAGGAAAAUGUACUCAAGUAUCGAUUUUCGGAACAGCAUGUGAAGAAAUUGUGGGAGCGGGAUUGGAAUUUGAAGAUUGAGGAGGAGGAGGAGGAGGCGGCAAAGGCGGAGGAUGAUGAGGAGAGAAUAUUUCAUUUGAUGUUACUAGUGAAGGAGAGGAAGUUGAGAUUUGGGAUUGAGUUGGAGGAGGAUGAGGUGGAUGAUGAGGAGCAUCCGGUGUGGAUACAGGGGUUGAAAGAUGAAGAGCCGGAGCUCUAUGCGGAACUUUUGGCUGAGGCGAGAAUAGCGGUGCCGAGUCCUGAGGUGCCGGAUUCGGGAGAGGGUGAGGGGGAGGUGGUUGUGGAAUGAGGCGUGAGAUGGGUG
Messenger RNA from Botrytis porri, 2154 nucleotides. RefSeq lists its product as uncharacterized. Lineage: Eukaryota; Fungi; Ascomycota; Leotiomycetes; Helotiales; Sclerotiniaceae. Bases 277 to 2139 code for a protein of 620 amino acids. Gene Ontology annotation, molecular function: protein kinase activity; ATP binding. The record is from RefSeq and is a predicted model, not a curated record. The transcript has 2 exons. Gene Ontology annotation, biological process: protein phosphorylation.